Messenger RNA from Durusdinium trenchii, 1347 nucleotides. The record is from the annotation of a GenBank genome assembly. Lineage: Eukaryota; Dinophyceae; Suessiales; Symbiodiniaceae.
GAGAAGGAACAAAACCAAAGGAAACAGAAAGGACAAAUCAAGACAAGACCAACACAAGACAAGAAGAAAAACAUGAACAACUGGGUUCAUUGGACGUAGUAGAUGGGAAGACAGGACGGCAGGAAGGAAGGAAGGAAAAAAGUUUUCAGUGGACUGCCAUAUCGGGGUGAACUUGUAUUUUCCAAGUCAGGAGUUGCAGUAAUUUGAUGUUCUUUGUCCGCGCAGGCUUCCCUUCCUGAACCAUGGGCAGUUGCUUGGCAUGCUGUCGGGGCAACGGGAGUGUACGAGCGGGAUCUCUGUCAUGUUUGGUUUGCGCAGUCAUUUCUGUAAAUUCUGUAAAAUCACAGCAACAAAUUCAUAUUUUUGGUUCGUUCCUCGAUUGACCGCAGCACAACCACUUGAGGCAGCCAGAGAUGGUCCACGUUGGUAUUUUCACAAUCAGGUCACUGGAGACGCUCAAUGGCAACAUCCUUUGCGUCCCGUAUUCAAGGAACUUACCACAAUCUGCUCAGAGGUCAUAGCCAUGAGCCCGAAGGAGCGCUCCAAGCACCUCAACAAGCUUCACGCUCAGUGGACCGAGACAACCAAGCAGGAUCUGAGUCAGUGGCAGGAGUUUGUGAAGGACGGGAAGCACCAGUACUUCUACAACACGGUCACUCGGGAGCCUUCUCACUACCAUCCAAACACUACGGUGUUGCCCGCUCACAGCUGCAGACUCCAGGGGUUGGCAUUGCUGGACAGCCCAGGCUAUCUUGACCGCUUGCAGCAGCCGGCAGCUCCCAGUCCAAGUGGGCGAAGGAAGCCACAAGGCUCAGCAGUCCGCGUCCGUACCGCCCGAGCCAUUGAUAGGCUCAUCCUGGACAGUGAACAAUCCAGUGCCGAAAGCAGCACUUCUGAAGCAGGACGAAAAGGCAUGCUUCCACAAGGGCGGCACCUACUCUCGGAGGCUGCAAAGCGGAAGACCAUGGCGGGCGGAGGUUUACAGGUUCACCGCUGGAUGAAGGCGGACCGUUACGCUCAGUCUUGCUUGGGACUACAGCUCCAGGACGCCAUAGACCAAGAAGUCUUGGAGAUCCUUCGGCCUGUCUUCAAUCAGGAGCUCCCUUGGCCUUGGAUUGCGGAGGCUGAUCCAGCAGAGCGCAGCAUCUCAUUUCGGCACCGUAUUUCCGAGGAGAGGACCAAAGAUCAUCCGAUGCGAAGUGUUCAUCAACGCAUGGUUGACAUGCUGAAGAAGGUGAUUCCAGAGAUGCAGACCGAGGAUUUGAGGCCGGCAUUGCAGCAGCUGAUGGAGGGUUUGCAGCAAGGUGUGGCCUGUGGCGAGGGAGAGGAUGCUCAGGUGGAGGCCAG